AUGAAUGGAGAACAACCGUCACGAGAGUCCCAGCCGGCGACUUUACAACUGGGAUACACAUCACCAUCACAACCUGACACAGAACCGAUACCAACAAGCACACCCUUGCACUCACCCACAAUAGAAUUGAGUGAGCCCGUAGGAGGUACCGACAAUCAUCUCCACGUUUUCCAAGGCGCUCCUGAUUCAGUGUCACCUGCAUUUGAUCCGAUCGAGCCAGCUAACAACAACAACGACGACGACGACAACAGCAACAACAACCACCACUACAAACAGCCCACCAGUCCAGAUCUGGAUGGAAUACUACUAUCUCCUCCCGGCAUGAACAAGCUGUAUUCCUACGGAGGAACAAUCACACCGCCAUCCGGGUUUGGCAAUGCCAAUCUCUCACCACCGCUGGACAAACUAUACAAGAAACAACCACGGCGAGAAUCAUUGGCAAAAAAGAAAGAUAUGUUGAAUAACGCAUCCGGAACUAACCUCAAUAUGUUUUUACGAGGAGACCGACGACAAUCAUGGACGGGCGCCAAGCCGGAGUUGAUGGAUAGCCCCAAGAUCAACCUGAAGUUGAUGAUGACUUCCGCUUCCAAUAACACCAGUCUUGGCACUAGCUCAAGCAUGAAGUCGACGAUAUCCUCAGGGAAAUUAAAUGGAAUAUCGGAUAAGAACCGUUUGGUGGAUCAGUUUUAUCGACCCAAUGUGAAGCUACACAAUCGCGCUCAUAGCAGUGUUGACUUGGCUAGUAUUUUCAAGUCGAGCAUUGAAUUGACUCCUGGGAAACGUCGAUGGAUGAACGACAGCGAGAUGAUGGAAUCUACGUCCGGGUCGACGUUGAAUCAUGAGUCGGCAUUGACUGACGAACUGUUUAAUGAGAUUUUAAACCAAGGUGGGUUCAAGUUUGAAUUUGAUCGAGAAAUGCUUGUCCAAGAUGACGAGUUGAUUAAUUUUGUUUUGAAUAUAGAUACUAUUCUCGACGAGUAUCCUCAAGAUACAAACAGACCUUAUGAGCAAUUGGAGAGAAUUAUGACUAGCAUGACCGACAAGCUAGAGAUUAAAUUCAAGAAUAUUUUAUUACGACACCAGCCCACCAAGAACAAGUCUCUUGAAGAACUCGACUCUGUAGAGAAAUAUCUCCACGGGUUGAAGUUGCAAACGGCAGAGUUAAUCACGCAAUUGAACAAUAACCGAGAGCUAAUCCGGUCAAAGUACCGAGAAGAAAUAAAUGUCAACAUCAACAAAUUGACUCAUGUCACGGCGCAAUUGAAAGGGUUGGAAAAACGAUCAAAUGCAUUCAAGGAGAAGAUAACCGAGGAAAAUAUGGUUAUGUCCCAGGAUAUGAUUGAAAAGUUGGAGCUAUUGGAGAAUAUCAACCUCCGUAUGCGGGAAUACUCGAGAAUCAGGAAAGCGAGAAGGUUUAGACGAGUGCAGAUGCUCCUUUCCAUUGGUGUGGUUAUAUUUUUAGCGAUAUACUAUGGCCACAGGUGA
Spathaspora passalidarum NRRL Y-27907 is the source of this 1485-nucleotide messenger RNA. RefSeq lists its product as uncharacterized. The record is from RefSeq and is a predicted model, not a curated record. Bases 1 to 1485 code for a protein of 494 amino acids. NCBI's taxonomy places the organism in Eukaryota, Fungi, Ascomycota, Pichiomycetes, Serinales, Debaryomycetaceae. The transcript has a single exon.